This is a messenger RNA of Cyprinus carpio (common carp), 4554 nucleotides long. RefSeq names its product condensin complex subunit 3-like. NCBI's taxonomy places the organism in Eukaryota, Metazoa, Chordata, Actinopteri, Cypriniformes, Cyprinidae. Gene Ontology annotation, biological process: mitotic chromosome condensation. The record is from RefSeq and is a predicted model, not a curated record. Gene Ontology annotation, cellular component: condensin complex; condensed chromosome; cytoplasm.
UUCAUUGGCUACCGCUGGCUAUGAUUGACAGCCAGAAGAGGAAGGAGGCGGUCCUACGAUUUUCUCGCGAGAGGAUAGUUUGAAAAGUGGCGCUUCCUUCAACGUUUUUCAAGAAAGAAGUUUCAAAAGCGGUCUCCAGCAGUAACAUCAACAUGCCUGGAGACAGUGAUCUAGAGAUUGAAGAGGCUUUCCGGAGAGCACAGAAAGCUCAUAAUAACAAGGCCAAACUUGUUGCCAGUUUGAAGAACCGAUAUAAUAAGUUGGAAGAUAAGACCGAGUUCCACGAGGAGUUCAUCCGCUGCCUGAAGUAUGCCAUGAUCAUUUACACCCGAGAGCCGGCAGUGGAGAAUGUCAUUGAUUUUGUCACAAGGUUUGCUGCUAGUUUCGAAACUCCUGUUAAUGAGAAUCCUGAGGAGGAGGAGGAGGAGGAAGACGAGAAUGAGUUUUUGAACUUCCUGCUCAACUUCCUGUUAGAGUCUCACGGUGCAAACAGCCAUGCGGUGCGGUUUCGUGCUUGUCAGCUGGUGAACAAGCUCCUGGGCAGUCUGAGUGAGAACGCUCAGAUUGAUGAUGAUCUGUGGGAUAGGAUCCAUGAGGCCAUGCUGAUCAGAGUCACAGACAAAUACCCGAAUGUCAGGAUUCAGGCCGCACUGGCCAUGUCCAGACUCCAGGACCCCAGUAACGUGGACUGCCCCACUAUUAAAGCUUAUAUGCUGCUUUUGGAAAACGACUCAAACCCUGAAGUUAGACGAGCUGUGCUGUCUUGCAUCGCUCCCUCGGCCACUACACUUUCUAAAAUCUACAAGCGCACCCGGGACGUCAAAGAGAAAGUCAGGAAACUUGCUUAUCAGGUACUGGCAGAGAAAGUGCAUAUUCGAGCACUGAGCAUUGCUCAGAGAGUCAGUCUAUUGCAUGAAGGUCUCAGUGAUUCUGCAGACUCGGUGAAGGAGGUCGUCAAGACCCAUUUGCUGCCUGCUUGGCUUCGCAUGCAGCAGGGAGAUGUUUUGCAGUUGCUUCACAGACUGGAUGUAGAGAAUUGUGCAGAAACUGCAGUGACCACUUUACAAGCCAUCUUUUCCAUGGCAACAAGCCCCGAUGACCUGCAGAACGGUGUCAGGCUGGAUGAGAGGAAACUAAUCCCCGUGGACUCCCUAACAUGUGAAAAUGUGUUGUACUGGAGAGCGUUGUGUGAGUUUGUCAAGAAUAAAGGAAAUGAGGGUGAGGAAUUACUGGAGCGGUUACUCCCUGAGACAGCCAUCUUUGCUGAGUAUCUGUACAGUUAUCUGAAGAGCAUCACUCAGCUCUCUGAGGAGCAGAGAGCAGAUAUGACACAGCUUGAGAUGGUGAUGACCCAAGAGUUCAUUGGACAGCAGUUGAUUCUGCUAGUCGGGUGUCUGGACACUUCUGAAGAAGGCGGCAGGAAGCGCAUGGUAGCAGUCCUGCAGGAAAUUCUUCUGAUGCCCAACACACCCACUUCUUUGAUUGGUCUGCUAGUGGAGAAACUGAUUGGAAUUCUACGAGACGACGCACAGAAAAUUCAGAUGGUUGCUGAAAUAAUAUCUGAUGUGAGAGAGCCCAUUUUGCCCAUCUCUGAACCUGUGGAUGAGAAUGAGAAACGCAGACAACAAGUCAAACUGGCUGAGGUUCGAGUGCAGAUAAUGGAGGCGAAGCAGACUCUAGAAGAAUGCAUCAGCUGUCAGGACUUCAGUCGCGCGGCUGAGCUGAAAGACUCCAUCUCUCAGCUUGAGGAGCUCAAGAACCAGUUCGUCCUGGAGGCGUCACAGUCUGCUGACAAUAUCAAGGAGCAGCGUGUGGAAAAGUUUCCACAAAAAUAUGAUGCAGCACAACUGAUGAUGAGUGAUGCAAAGACCUUGCUGAAAUGUCUGACGAUGUGUGCCGAGUUGUUCAAGCAAAUGAACAUCAAGAGAGGAAUCUGCCCUACCAUGAAUGCUCUGAUCGAGUCACUGAUACUGCCAGGUGUGUCCAACCCUAACCCUGCGGUGCGCAACAUGGCUGUCAUCUGUUUGGGAACUGCUGCCCUCCACAGCAAAGACCUUGCCAACACACACCUUGUGCUGCUCUUGCAGAUCACACAGCUAGAUGAGCCUAAAAUCAGGAUCAGUGCUCUCCGAGCUCUCAUCGACCAGCUCCUGCUCAAUGGCCUCAACAUCCUGCAAGACAAGCCUGCUCCUGUCUCCCAAGACGACAGUAACGAGCAGCCUGAACAUCAAGCUGAGGAGGAGAGUACCGUUCAGAGCAUCCUGAAGAUGCUCUCAGAAUUCCUUGAUAGUGAGAUCUGUGAGCUCCGCACAGAGACAGCAGAGGGUCUGGCCAAGUUGAUGUACUGCGGGAGAAUCCUGAGUCCAAAGCUGUUGUCCCGUCUGGUGCUGCUGUGGUACAAUCCUGUAACAGAGGAUGACCAAAGACUGCGCCACUGCCUGGGGGUGUUCUUACAGCUGUAUGCCCGGGCCAGCAGAACAAAUCAAGAGUGUGUGGAGGAGAGUUUUCUUCCGACCAUGAGAACUCUGUUCAACGCUCCUGUGACCUCUCCAUUGUCUGAGGUAGACACAUCCAACGUGGCUGAACUGUUCGUUGAACUCACUCGACCCAGCGCUCUUGUGCAGCCUGCUGCCGUACAGGCCGUGUCCGUGCAUGACUCCCUGGCAGUGCGUGUCUGUAAUGAAAUCUUGCGAGACAUUUCUGCUCCCGAGGUGCGUCUCUACUGUAAAACUCUCAGCUGGCUGGAGAUCAACACUGAACCUGGACCAGCUAACAGUGAUUUGCAACUCCUGUUAAAAGACAUUUUACAGGAAGUAAAAGAUAAGCACAGUAUAAGGAUUAUUGAAAAGCUUUGUAACCAGCUAAAUGGGGAUCGUUGUUCAAAAUCAGCCGGUAACCAGGACACAACUUUGCAGAACUUGGAUGACCACAAUGGAGGAGAGGUGAACAAAGAUGAGACAAAAGCUAAACGUGCAAAAAGAGGCCAGAAAAAAGCUUCCACUGCAAAGAAUGGCAAGAAAGCAGAGUUGUCCUCUGAUGAAAGUGAUGAAGAGAAUGUUCCCGAGGAGCCUCCGUCAGUAAGACCGAGUCGCCGUGCCAAGAUGGCUGCGAUAGAUAAAACAAAGCAGGAUCUGACUGCCCUUAUGAACCAGGAGGCCAAUAGUUCUUAACAAGGUCCACUUUCGCCUUAUUACAUCCUACAGUUCCCUCGGAUGUAUCUGAGAGAUUGCAUUCUGAUACAUUAAUACAAAGAGUCUAGUCUAAUUAUUUAGUCCAACUUGGUUUAAGGGCUUGAUUGUCAAAAAGAAUGUUUUUGUUAAAAUGCAUCAUGCGCAGUACUUCUCCAAAGGUUGUGUUUGGGUAGGAGUCAUUUCAACAUUCAUUUAUUUACUCGAGGUUGCUGGUUUUAAAUGCAUGUGAGCUAUUAUAGCAAACUGUUGCCUUAUUCUUGCCAUUUUAAGAUUGUAUGUCAAUAAUAGCUAAUAUCUGAAAGUAAAAAAAUUACUUUGUAUGGAUUUUUCAAUAAAAGUGUUUAAACCUGUAACACAGUUACUCUAAAAGUGUUUGCAAGAGCUUUUAUUGUUCUAAUGAUUGAGACAGCUUCUUUGAAGGCAAGUAUAAAAACAAAAUACAAUACAAUGUGUACAUAAUUUGUAUGUUUAUGUACAACAUAUAGCACCGGGUAACAAGGUUACAGUGGCCAAAACUUCAAAAUGGCAUAUUUGAACAUAAGACAAUAUACAGAAGGCCUCCUGAUGAUUCUCAUAACAAGCUUCAUCUCCAGCAUUUGGUUGGCAUAGGUAUAAAGAUAUAAUGCACCAUUUUUGUCUGUAGUUUUGCCACUUUAUGUUGGCACUGGGUAUGUAGAUGAUGUAAUUUUUUUUUUUUUUUUUAAGCAGUUUUAGAACAAAUCCUCUAGCUGACAAGUACCCAGACACAAUGGUUUAAAUCUAAUAGAAUAAACUAGGUGGGAAAUGAACAUACAGUUUCUUAAAAACUACGUCUCUAAGGUGGUUUCUUAACUUGUAUUGCACAGAUGCAAGUCAGUCUUGUUACAGAGAGCCUAAAUGACUUAAGAUGACCUCGACAAAAGCUAAUGCUGAUGAUACAUGGGGCAACUUUUUGAGCAAUGAUAGACAUUUGUUACCUGUUCUCAAUGGGAAAGUGCCCAAGCAGCAUUGCUCAAUUUUUUUUUUUACUUUCUACAUACUCAGGGGGGCAGAGACACAGAUUGGUAACACAAACAUCAUAUGGGAACUAGAGCUAACACAGUAUUUAAAUAGAUAACUAAACAUACAGGCUGUAUAACCAGUUAGAAUGUUUUUGGUAGGGGCCUAAAUGAAUGACAUGGUUACAACAAUGGGUUUAUCAGUUCAGACCAUGCCUUGCCAGUAGAUUUCAGGAGGUAGGUGUCACAUACUGCAAUAGAUCAGAAAUUUAAGUUUGCACAACAAAAGUUCUUGUAUUGAAGAAACAAUGUGUGAAACAUAUUUGCCUCUGGAUCAUCUUAAAAGCUUUUAAUAAAAAAAAAAAAAAAAAAAAAAAAAGGAAAAU